Messenger RNA from Theobroma cacao (cacao), 4905 nucleotides. Its product is annotated as kinase superfamily with octicosapeptide/Phox/Bem1p domain-containing protein. Gene Ontology annotation, cellular component: cytoplasm. The record is from RefSeq and is a predicted model, not a curated record. Gene Ontology annotation, molecular function: ATP binding; protein kinase activity; protein binding. Gene Ontology annotation, biological process: signal transduction; protein phosphorylation. Lineage: Eukaryota; Viridiplantae; Streptophyta; Magnoliopsida; Malvales; Malvaceae.
UAAUAUAAAGAUAAAAACACCCAAAAAUAGUCGCUGCCGUUUUCAAUCCCCUUCAGUUUUCUCGAGAAAAUUAAAACCCCACCACCACCCAGAGAAGAAGAAGAAGAAGAAGAAGAAAAAAAGCAAAUCCCAUGAUGAAUUUUAUUUUCAAAACAAAAUAAAAACCAAAAGACCUGAUUCCCAGAGAGAGAGAGGGAGAGAGAGGGGGGGGAGGUAGGAAGCAGAGAGACAAAAAGAGAGUUUGAAAGAAAGAAAAGAUUCAUCGAAAGCGCAAACAAAGCCCUGAAUCAAAGGCGGCCCAGAACCAGCUCCAGCAGCAGCACGGACCCAGUGUCUCUGUCUCUUUUACUUCCAUCUUAAGUCUCUCUCUCUCUCUCUCUCUUCCCGCUUAAAUCUGGCACUCAUUAAUCUGUCUAUAUUUUUUUGUGAGUUUUUUUUUUUAGCUCCGUUCGUUGUUUUAGAAAAGACCCUUUUAUGUAAAAGAAGGUUUAUUGCUGUUUCUUACAGUUAGUAUGUGAAAAUUCUUGUAUGUUUUAAAGAUAGAAACAAAACCCAGAAACCAAAACCCUAGCUUUAUCCCUGCUACACUUGAUUUACACUACAUUUAAGCUGAAAUCCCGUUUCAGCUGAACCCUUUAUUGUAGAUUAUGGCAUUUGAUCAAAACUCAGUACCAAAAGAUCUGAGACCAUUGAAUGUAGCUGGAUUAGCUGAAGAGCCCCGCGUUGGGGCUGCGGUGGCAGCUACUACAAAUGCCAGCUGUAGAAAUGUUGAAGGAUUUUUUCCCAACCCGGCUCGGGAGUCUGGGAGUCCUGGUUCCAUGCCUGUUUUUUAUCCGGCAACAGUGCCUGAUGCCGGUUUUGUAGGCUUAGGGUAUGCGAAUGCAGUGCCCUUGGCUCCAGGUGUCCCCGCAUGGAGGCCUCAGGUGCCUCUGCCGAUGCCUGUUCCUGUACCUGUGCCAGUGGGGCAUCCGAGUAUGAAUCCGGUUGUUGGGUUUGGUUAUAAUCCCAAUUUCAGCAAUAGGGUGGUUGCUAAUGCUGUGGAUGAGGUUAGUAACGAUGUGGUAGCUGGGCAUAAUUUUAGUCCUAGUUUGGGCAAUAGGGGUAGUGGGAAUGGGAGUGAUCAGGUCAGUAAUGAUGCGCUGCCAACAGGUUUUGGACAUAGUUCCGAUAUGGGAAACAGGGGUAGUGGCAAUGGGAGUGAUCAGUUGAGUAAUGAGUUAAUGAGUGGGCUUGGUUAUGAACCAAAUUUGGGACUUAGGAGUAAUGGCAGUGGGGCUGAUCAGGUGAGUGAUGAGGGCGGGGAUGAUUCGGUGUCAGGGAAAAAAGUUAAGUUUUUGUGUAGUUUUGGUGGGAAGAUAUUGCCUAGACCUAGUGAUGGCAUGUUGAGAUAUGUCGGGGGUCAGACAAGGAUUAUUAGUCUUAGGAGAGAUGUGAGCUUUAAUGACUUUGUGCAAAAAAUGGUGGAUGCUUAUGGGCAACCUGUGGUUAUUAAGUACCAGCUUCCUGAUGAGGAUCUUGAUGCAUUGGUGUCCAUUUCAUGCUCAGAUGAUCUUGAUAAUAUGAUGGAUGAGUAUGAGAAAGUGGUUGAAAGGUCUUCAGAUGGUUCGGCUAAAUUAAGGGUAUUUUUGUUUUCGGCUUCUGAACUUGAUGCUUCUGGUAUGGUUCAAUUUGGGGAUUUACAUGACAAUGCGCAGAAAUAUGUUGAGGCAGUUAAUGGAAUUAUGGAUGGAGCUGCUGGUGGCAUCACACGGAAGGAGAGCAUAGCAAGUGUGGCUUCAACGCAGAAUUCUGAUUUUAGUGGGACUGAGGCGGUUGAUAGCAUCGGUGCUGGUCAAGGGGAUGUUAGUGGUCUUCCAUCGGCAAACAUGUUGUCAUCUAGUGGGAAUUCUGCUACUUCUCAUGACACUGCUCCAAAAAUGAUGGCUGUGGAUCCUAAUCCUGCUGGUCAUUUAGGAAUUCCAGUGGUCAAGUCUGGUCCUCCUCAGACAUUGACUUCUCAACCUGAGGUUGAGUUAGAGAGGACGGUGCCCCUUUCCUCGACACAGCAGCAAUUGGGAUAUGAUCUGCAGCAACACUAUGCAUCUACAUAUGUUGAUCCUCGCCAUGAUGGUAUGAAUCGUACUGAUUAUGUGCGUCUUGGGCCUCAAAUGGGAUUCUCAAGUCCUAAGUUGGUGGGAAAUACUGGUUCUGUAUUCAGCCAACAGCAGUUUUCUGAUAAUGCUCCUGGGAUUACCCCUCAUCAGUUCAUUCCUGCUUUGCACAUGACAAUGACUCCCCCCACUUCCCAUGUCAGUAUUCGACCAGCUGUGGUUCAGCCACUGUUGCAACCCCAGCAAACUCCCUUGGAGCGCUAUCAUGAUGAAAACUCAUUUGGAGCAAGGGUAGUUCAGCUUCCAGCUGAUCGGAGCCACAAUGUUUAUCAGGCCCAGAUUCCAGCAAUAGUUGCAGGAGGUUAUGCCUGGCAUCAUAUUCCACAAACUGAGCAUGUUGUCUUCUCAGAUGGAUCAUUUCCUCGGCACCAAGUAACUAUUCCUGAGAAGAUUCCAAGGCUAGAGGACUGCCAUAUGUGUCAAAAGGCAUUGCCUCAUACACAUUCUGAUCCACUGCUACAGGACCAAAGAGAUAGUGGUGUAACACCUAUAGUAAAUACAAAUCCAAGUUAUCAUAGUCUCCGUCCUGAAGAUGCUAUGAGAAUUUCAUCAGUAAACAGAGUUGUGGUGCCUGGACCAUUCGGGGAUGGCAUUGUUGAACAAGGAGCUGGGAUUCGACAGCCUGGUCAACUUGAUCAUCAAUUUGGGGUACUUAAGUCAGAGGCAGUUGGAUUCUCUCAAGGUCUUGAGGCACAAUAUGAACAUGACAGAAAUAUUUCCCCAAAAACAGAUAAUUCUGAUCAUCCUAGGAUUCCAGCAAGCCAGGGUGUGAUGGGUUUGGCAGGUGAGUUGCAAUUACAAUAUGGUUUGCCGACUCAAUACCAGUUUAAACAGGAGGUUCCACAUGUUGGGGCAAUGGGCAUUCAAGUUGCAGAACAGCCAGCGCAUGAAGUCUCUAGACAAUAUAAUGGCAAGCUUCCUGCUGUCCCCAAAGAAGAUAUUAUAGACCCUAACCAUCUGAUGCCAAUUGAUGGGAUGAUGGAGACUCUUCGGGUAAGCAAUGAGCAGAGUAAAUCUCCUGUUGAUAAAACUAGAAAAGGAGAUAUCUUGGAAGAUAGAUCGCCGCAAACAGCAGGGAGAGAGGUGCUUUUGGAUAGUAUCUUUAGCAAACCAUUAGAUUCCAAUGAGAUGGUCAUUUUGGGAAAUGUGGUAGCACAUGCACAGCCAAAAGUUGGAGCCCCAAACUUGGAUUCUGUUGAAGUUCGAUAUGGGAACCCUCCAUUUUCUGGUGUUGAGACAGCACAUAAAUUGGACAAUGUUUCAUGGUUGGAGCAGAAGAUUGUACAAGAUGACACUGAAUCUGUCCCUUUGAAUGGUAACAGUCAAACUUCCUUGUCACCAUCCAACAGAGGUGGAGAUGCUUUGGAUUCCUCCAACUCACUUUUUAGCAAUCAAGAUCCUUGGAAUUUGCGGCAAGAUACUCAUUUUCCUCCUCCUAGACCUAACAAAAUUCAGUCAAAGAGAGAAGGAACUGCUACUAGAGACCCUUUUGGUGAGAACCAGGUAGCAAUUAGCGGGGAAUCUAAUACCCAAUUGGAAGAUGAAGUUUACCAAUCGUUAGGCCAGUUGAACAAGGAUUUUAGUUCAGACCACACACAGUCCACAAAAGGCUCAGCCGAGGAACUCAUCAAGAAAGAACUACAAGCUGUUGCUGAGGGAGUAGCUGCUUCUGUUUUUCAGUCAUCUACCCCAUCCAAUCCUGACAUACCAGCAGAGGUCAAUGUGGCUGGUUAUGAAGCCAAUCAAGACACAGAUGUUUCAACUAGCAAUAUCGAAAUGCAGCAUAAAGCUAAACUUGAGGAAAUCAAGACCAAACAGCCAGACAGAACUAAUUUUGGUUUUCGAGUUUCAGAUGGCAUUGCUGGUCGCUUGCAGAUUAUAAAAAACAGUGACCUUGAAGAGCUGCGAGAGCUGGGUUCAGGCACCUUUGGUACUGUUUAUCAUGGGAAGUGGCGGGGUACUGAUGUUGCAAUUAAACGAAUUAAUGAUAGAUGUUUUGCCGGAAAACCUUCUGAACAAGAACGCAUGAUAGAUGAUUUCUGGAAUGAGGCAAUUAAGCUUGCUGACUUGCAUCAUCCAAAUGUGGUGGCUUUCUAUGGUGUUGUGCUUGAUGGUCCUGGCGGCUCUGUGGCAACAGUGACAGAGUACAUGGUUAAUGGUUCUUUAAGAAAUGCUUUACAGAAGAAUGAGAGGAAUCUUGAUAAGCGUAAGCGUCUCUUGAUUGCCAUGGAUGUGGCCUUUGGGAUGGAGUACUUGCAUGGAAAGAAUAUAGUGCACUUUGAUUUGAAGAGUGACAAUUUACUUGUCAAUCUUAGAGAUCCUCAUCGCCCAAUAUGCAAGGUUGGUGAUUUGGGCCUAUCUAAGGUGAAAUGUCAAACUCUGAUCUCAGGUGGCGUACGUGGAACACUUCCAUGGAUGGCACCAGAACUUCUGAAUGGCAGCAGCAGUCUUGUCUCAGAGAAGGUUGAUGUGUUCUCAUUUGGUAUUGUGAUGUGGGAGCUUCUCACUGGAGAAGAACCAUACGCAGACUUACACUAUGGGGCUAUUAUAGGUGGUAUUGUGAGUAAUACACUACGGCCUCCGGUUCCAGAAUCAUGUGACCAGGAAUGGAGAUCAUUGAUGGAGAGAUGCUGGUCAUCAGAGCCAUCAGAGAGACCAAGCUUCAUUGAGAUUGCCAAUGAGUUACGCUCAAUGGCUGCAAAAGUUCCACCUAGAGGACAAAACCCACCAUAAAUGUGCUUGGCUUAAAUCAUCU